CGGCUUUGUUCGUUCCUUUGCGCGCACGCGGGCUUCAACCGGCGUCAUCCGGUAACCAAGAAAUAGAAAAGAAAAAGAAAGGAAAUUGUCAGUUUCGAAGCUUUUCGUAGGAUUCGGUAGCGUCGCGAGGAGGAGAGGUUGAGAUAAGGAAAGGUUUGCGUCGACUAGGUUUAUUUUGCAACCCGAUCCAGCGAUGGAGAGGGAUUUCAUCGGAAUCCUCGGGCGAAACUCCGGCGAUGACGCGACCGCGAGCCGCCAUGAAGCAGCUGUCCCAUCUGUGAAGUGGCCUUUCUCAAGCAUGGUCUCUUCCACACCACAGUACAUUCUUCCCAAGACUCCACAAGAAGAAAAGCCUAGAAAACAUGUUUUUAAUAACCACUCAUCUUUAAGAUUGAAUCAUAUUUCCAUGGAUGGCCUUGAUGUCAACCUGAAAACUCCUCAUGGUUUAGCAGCUCAGAAAUGUGUGGAUCUUGAUAAACAAAGCUUCAGUCAAUAUCCUCGGUGUACAUAUCAGCCUUUUACCUCUGAUUCUUUUGCUAGUUCACUCCCCCAUCUGGAUGAAAUCCGAAUGAUCUCCACCUUCUCAGACCAUGGUCUUCCUGGUACUGGCAGCAGUCCUUUCUCCAAUAUUCAACAUGCACAUAAUGUAACAGUUGCCUCUCCAAAGCAACGAUUUCUUGAUGAUCAAAUUGGGCACUGUAACUUUGUAGGUGAACCUAGCAGCUUGAAUAUUUUCUGGCCCAUUAACAUGACCGGUCAGCUAACUAUCUUUCAUGAUGGAUAUGUUAAUGUGUAUGAUGAUGUUUCAUCAGACAAGGUACAGGAGAUUCUUUCUUUAGCAAGCCAGGGAUCUAAUAUGACUCCAAAUGUUAUGAAUCAAACAACCCAUGCACCCGGACCAGCCACAUUAGUGGCUCCAAUCAGAAUGACAGGAUCAAUUGAUUCAAGGACAAAGAGGCAGGAGGGCAUAAUCCCUAUGUCGAUGCUUCCGAACUUAGGUGUUUUGCCAUCAGGUACAUCACAUUCAGCGGCUAGCUCUAGAGGUGGCUUGAGAAUGAAUAAUGAUGCAGCAGAUUCUAAAGGUGCUGUCCAAUUGGUUCCAGCAAGCCAACAAGAGGCCUUCAAAACUUUAUCUGCUGCUUUUAGCUCAGAAACUGCAGGAACUACCCUGCCAAAAGCUGUUCCUCAAGCUCGGAAGGCAUCACUAGCUCGAUUCUUAGAAAAGCGCAAGGAGAGGUUGACCAGUGCCAUCCCCUACUCUUGCUCCAAAAUGAACCGCGAGAAUGGUAGCGGCUUAGAAAGUAGCAAUAUGUCAAGCAUAUCUUCAUCAAGUGAAAUCAAUAAUUCUUACAACCAGAAGGACUAGUGGCUUAUGACAAAUCCAAAGUCCAUCAUCAAGAAUGGGGAGUCUCAAGUAUCAAGUAACAUACGUUUAUGUAUAUGAAAGUGCCAACUUGGUACCAAGUUGGUAAAGAUCAAAACUGCUGGCUUUAAAUAAAUCAGUUUAUGCAUUUGAAUGUCCGGAAAAUGUGUGAAUGAUUCUAUUGAUCAUCAUAAUAUAAUAAAUUCCCACGUGACAGAUGUUAUUGUAGUGUA
Messenger RNA from Zingiber officinale, 1596 nucleotides. RefSeq names its product protein TIFY 6b-like. The transcript has 7 exons. Gene Ontology annotation, biological process: regulation of defense response; regulation of jasmonic acid mediated signaling pathway; response to wounding. NCBI's taxonomy places the organism in Eukaryota, Viridiplantae, Streptophyta, Magnoliopsida, Zingiberales, Zingiberaceae. Gene Ontology annotation, cellular component: nucleus. The record is from RefSeq and is a predicted model, not a curated record. The coding region runs from base 194 to 1366 and encodes 390 amino acids.